AGUGAUGAACGUCCGUGGCGCACUGACGCACCGACUUGAGCACCAAAACAAGGUCUGAGCCGCGCGCACACAGAGGAGUUGACCAUUGUGGAGUACAAUAUCAUGCAAGGAGAGGACGCCUGCUGACGGAGUGAGACACAGCUGUGGAUAUUGGUCUUCCCUCACCUUUGGAUAACUUGGAGAUUGGAAACGCUUCUUCUGGACGCUUUUGACGCACGGCAACAAGGAGCUAUUGAGGACUAAUCGGGAGUGGAGGAUUUAUAGUGUUUCGUGGAAGGGUUUUUUUUAAUACCCUAUUUGUUUACCUCGGCGUCAAUACUUCGGAAUAAGAAGGUUUUGCUGCGUGAGUGGCUGGUGACGCGGCUGCCCUGGAGAAACAAGAAGGAUGGCAGCCUGGUUCACCUUUACCAUCGCAUUUAGCACCACGUUAAUAUCACAGGUAUUUGGAUCCGGAGUUUUUGAGCUGGAUCUCCACGAAUUUAAAAACCACAAAGGUCUGCUUGCAAACGGAGAUGCAUGCAAACCCAACUGCAGGACUUAUUUUAGAAUUUGCUUGAAGAACUAUCAGGCUGUGGUCUCUCCAGGUGACUGCAUCUUUGGAAGUACAAUGACACCAGUGCUGGGGACAAACUCUUUCAGCGCCAAGGACAGUGGCACUUUACCUACACCGAUUCAAAUACCCUUCAACUUUGGCUGGCCGGGGUCCUUUUCAUUAAUAAUUGAAGCCUGGCAUUCACCUUAUGGAAACCUACCUGUAGAAACCAACAACCAAGACGCUUUGAUUAGCCUCUUUACCAUCCAAAGACAACUUGGUGUAGGAACUGACUGGUCUCAGGAUACACUGGCCGAUGUGCAGACAGAGCUGAAGUAUUCGUACCGAUUCAUCUGCAAUGAAAGUUACUACGGAGAAAGUUGUUCCAAAAAGUGCACGCCCAGGGAUGACCGAUUCGGCCACUACACCUGCACCCGUGAUGGACAGCUAUCCUGUCUGCCCGGCUGGAAGGGGAAAUACUGCGAAGAACCUAUCUGUCUGGAGGGUUGCAGCGAGAGGAAUGGAAACUGCACCAAACCUGGCGAGUGUGUAUGCAGAGAUGGCUGGCAGGGCACGUUCUGUGACGAGUGCAGGAAGUACCCGGCCUGCAAGCACGGUACCUGCCAGCUGCCGUGGCAGUGUAACUGUCAGGAGGGCUGGGGAGGCCUAUUAUGUGACCAAGACCUGAACUUCUGCACCCAUCACCAUCCCUGCUUGAAUGGCGCCACUUGCAUGAACACUGGCCAGGGAAGCUAUACGUGUACAUGCUUGCCAGGCUUCACGGGGGUCAAAUGUGAGCUGGAGAUGAAGGAGUGUGACAGCAACCCCUGCAGGAAUGGGGGGACAUGCACAAAUCUGGAGAGCGGCUACAUGUGCACCUGUCCCCAGGGCUUCGAGGGUUCCCACUGUGAGCACAGCCUGCUGACCUGUGCCGACUCCCCCUGCUUCCACAAGGGGAAAUGUAAGGAAAAGGACAACGGGCGCAGCUACAUGUGCGAGUGUCCCAGAGGCUACACCGGGCUCAACUGCGAGAAGAAAGUGGACAAGUGCACGUCGCUUCCCUGCGCUAAUGGAGGUCUGUGUCAGCUCCAUGGUGGCAUCCGUGUGUGCAGCUGCCGCGCAGGGUUUACCGGCCAGCGCUGCGAAAUCAACAUCAACGAGUGUGCUGGAAACCCCUGCCUUAAUGGAGGCACCUGCCAGGACCGAAUCAACGACUACACCUGCAUCUGUCCUGCCGGCUACGGCGGGCGAAACUGCGACCGGAUCCUGAACGAGUGUUCCCUUCGGGCCUGCCUCAACGGGGGUACUUGCAGUGGGGGAGGUGGGCCGGGCAAGUCUCCAGCAACUUGCAGCUGCCCCGCUGGCUUCACUGGACCCCAAUGCGAAUAUUUCGCCGUCACCUCUCCUGUGACCACCGGAGAGAACAAAGAUGGUUUCCAGUGGGCGGCGGUUUCUCUGGCUGUUGGGCUGGUGGCACUACUGGUGGUGCUGUGCAUGGUGGUCUUGGCCUUGAGGCACAUCCACAGGCAAGCCCAGAGGCAGCGAAGAGAAUCAGAGACUAUGAACAACUUGUCCAGCAGUCAGAGGGAUAACCUGAUCCCAGUGUCCCAGCUCAAAAACACCAACCAGAAAAUCAGCCUGGAAGUAGACUGUGACUCAGAGAAAUCAAACUUUAUUCAUAAAAACUAUCACUUGGAGCCUUACAACUCGAAAUCAAAGGAGUUCAAGGACGAAAAGUCACAAGAGGAUAAAAGUCUUAUUUAUGACAAGGGUUUAGACGAUAAAAUGCCUUUGAGUAGAGUGUACAGCGAAAAGCCAGAGUGUAGAAUAUCUACAAUAUGCUCCUCGAGAGACUCCAUGUACCAGUCGGUAUUUGUUAUAGCGGAAGAGAGGAGGGAAUGCGUCAUAGCGACUGAGGUAUAAACUGUGAGUGUCAGAAGGCAAGGGAACGAGGGGGGAGGAGACACAAUCAAGGCAGAAUGUAAAAUUCUGGAUUGUUUACAAAUGCUGAGAAGAGACUGGAGAUCAUUUUAGAUGUUCACUGCUGCUCUGGAACACUUGAGAACUGGAGAGGGCAGAAAAGUCUGCUCUGCAAAAAGGAAAGAAAAACAAAAACAACAACAAAAAGGACAGAAUUGAAAAACUUUGACCGAGUGUUUGUAUGCAACACAUGUACAGUGAAGGACCUCUCUCAGUCGCGACAAUGGUUAAUUGGACUGGCAAAAAAAAUAGACUGACUGCACGAGGUGUGACGACAGCAUCAGUGAAAUUAUUAAACUUCUAACCUUGGCCAUCCUGGACAGUAAAAAAAAAAAAGAGAGAGAGAUAUAGGGUGGAUUGUCGCCCUGUGUAUCUGACCUGGCCUUGUGUGAUAAUCAUGAUGACUUUGACAGCCAACCAAUCAGUAAAAAAGAAAAGGUGCCUAAAAAUUUGACCACUCCAAAUCCGCCCCCCCACCUUUCUCCUUCUUUACAGCCAGCUUCGCCUGCUAUGCAAGACUCAGGGUCUAGACGAGUGAACUCACCCCGUGUCACAAUCCAACCUCACCACCGCUGAGUUCUGAAUGUCUGAAACUAAUCUUCAGCCGUCAAUCACGUGGAAAAAAAGAAAUUUGGGGGGGGUUGGACACGUCAUGCGCAAGGGUGAAGAUCGUAUGCAGCCCAAAUUCACUAGAAGCCUUAAAAAAAAACGGGGUUUGAAUGCUCAGUUGUGUUCCCCUGUCUGUCCUUGGAUCGAUUUGCACUACCAAAAUAAAUAAACAAAAACAAUGGGGGAAAAAAAUACUUUGAAAAUCAACAGAGAUUUGAAGAGAAAACCACAGGAGCGCAACAGUCAGUGCAGUGCCAGCACGAUCCAAGAGAAAGGGAAAAGUUUGCGCAUAGAAAAAAGGUGUUGGGGUUUUUUUUUUUUGUUGUUGUUGUUCUUUUUAAUGCAACUGAAAACAAGAGACUCAAAACGAGAAGAAAAAGACUGUCACACCACUGCCUGCCUAUAAUGAAUUUCAAAAGUACAGAACCAAUAAUGUAAUUUUUUUUAAAUGAGUAUUUCCAGAGUUUUAAUUUAAAUAUGACACACUGCUCUUUAUAUGUUUUAUAAUGUUAUUUUGUAUAUAAUGCAUAUUUAUAAGGACCAAACUUCUGUAGAAUAAAAAAU
This is a messenger RNA of Neolamprologus brichardi, 3685 nucleotides long. RefSeq names its product delta-like 4 (Drosophila) (gene dll4). The record is from RefSeq and is a predicted model, not a curated record. Gene Ontology annotation, biological process: multicellular organism development; Notch signaling pathway; cell communication. Lineage: Eukaryota; Metazoa; Chordata; Actinopteri; Cichliformes; Cichlidae. Gene Ontology annotation, cellular component: membrane. Gene Ontology annotation, molecular function: calcium ion binding.